GUCACUGCAUUAAGUUCAAUUACUUUAAGUAUACUUAAUAUUUUAAUUAAACUACAUUAAGUAUACUUAAUAUUUCAAUUUAAUAACAGUUUAUAAUGGAGGAUUCCAAACUUGUAAAACUAGUAAAACAGUAUGACUGCAUUUACAACAAAAAUAAUAUGGACUUCAAAUCCAUUUCAAAGAAAAGAGCUGCUUGGCAGCGCAUAGCUCAUGAGAUGGGAGUUUAUGAACAGGAUUGUGUACGUCGUUGGACGAAUUUGAGGGAGCGCUUUACCAAAGAAAAUCGUCGGGUGAGUGCACUUGCUAAUAAUGGUAUGACUACGCCAAACCUAUGGCCGCUAUACAAUGAACUGACUUUUUUAAAGUCACACAUAGUACCUCGAGUGAAUCGUCAGAAAUGGAUAUUUACCGCUGAAGGUAAGGAACCACAAAUGGAUUAUAGGGCAGAAUCUUCCAUGAAUGGACAAGAAGAUGCUAAUGAAUAUGAAUGUUUUACGGAACCGUACCAAUUUAAAAGUUCUGCAUCUAUCUUAUCCGAGACGGAUACAUUAGAGGAAGAGGUUGAGGUUUUCAUUCCUAACGAUACGUCACAAUCAUCACCAACGUUUAAACCGGAAAUACAAAAUGAAUCUUAUCAUACACACAAUGCGAAUCGUGAUUUAUAUGCAGCUUUAAAAAUGAUUAAACAAGAUUAUGGAAGUCUGAGAUCACGUCACCAAAAUCCUGCUGUACAAGGUUUUGGUCAAAUGAUUAUGGAAACUAUCAGUGGAAUGAGUGAACGAAAGCAAGCGAUAGCAAUGCAAAGAGUAACCGAACUGGUAAUGAACAUAAAACUAGAACCCGAAGCUUAAUAAAAAAACAAGCAAUAAAGUUAGCUGCAAUUGUACCAAAUUAAA
This is a messenger RNA of Bactrocera tryoni, 896 nucleotides long. Its product is annotated as transcription factor Adf-1-like. Gene Ontology annotation, cellular component: transcription regulator complex; nucleus. Gene Ontology annotation, biological process: regulation of transcription by RNA polymerase II. NCBI's taxonomy places the organism in Eukaryota, Metazoa, Arthropoda, Insecta, Diptera, Tephritidae. The coding region runs from base 96 to 851 and encodes 251 amino acids. The record is from RefSeq and is a predicted model, not a curated record. The transcript has 3 exons.